AUGGGUAUAACGUCGAGCACAGCGACCAAACCAUCUAAUGACCACUCGGUGACCGACGACCGGCCACAAGCACUGCCGUCGGUCACCACAAAUGACACGCCAAACGACAACAGCCACGAGUUGGCGGUCGUCACACAAAGCGAGGGAAAAACAACUGAAACCAUUGAUGAAGAUAUUGAGCGCCAAAACGGAGACUCAUUUGUUGACAAAGUAAUUGUAGAAAAUAUGGAUCUCAAGAGUGAUAGUGACCAACAAUCGAUGAUCACCGACGAUGACACAGAUGUCAAUGGUAGUGAACAACUAAAGGAUUUAACUAAAAUUAAGACCAAAGUUAAAAAAUCAUCGCCGACUUCACUGAAGACUAAAAAAUCGCCGAAAGGCUCGAAAAAGUCGAAGUUAUCGCCGAAGACAGAGUAUUCGCCUAAAGUAUUAAAGACACCAAAGAGUGUUAAAUCAGUGAAGGAGUUGAAAAAGACUCCGAAAACUCCAAAAUCGCCGAAAAUUAAAAAAUCACCGAAAACUCAGAAAACACCGAAUACUUCAAAAACGCCGAAAAUUCAAAAAUCGCCAAAAAUUCAAAAAUCGCCGAAAACACUGAAAACUUCAAAAUCAUUGAAAAAUUUAAAAAUUCCGAAAACAAGUGAAUCGCCAAAAAUUUCGAAGAAGACAUCAAAGUCAGCUAAUUCUUUAAAGUCACAGAAAAGAGCAAAAUCUCCGAAAACACCGAAGAUUUCAAAGGAUGUCGACGACAAUACUCUUGAAAAUUURCCGAAAGCUGACAUCAAAAGUCCCGAUCGUUUCAAAUGUAGUGAAUGUGACCGCUAUUUGUCAUCGGAGACUGCGCUCGAGACACACGUAAAUAGAGAUCACAGAAACUGCAAACCAUUCACUUGUAAUGAGUGCAGUGAAGAGUUUUUUGCCAACUUAUCAUUACUCAAUCAUUUGUCACAAAAACAUAAGAUCCCAUCGUUUGCUUGCGAAGAGUGCGACUACAAAGGUUGGACUAAACAGCAUCUCAUCCAACAUAAAGUCAAACACUCUACCGAUCGGCCAUUUGUUUGCAAUUACGAUGACUGCGAUCAAUCAUUCAAACGCAAAGACCUACUGCUCCGACACCAGACACAGAUUCAUGAGAAUCGCCGAAAGUCCACCUCAUGA
Messenger RNA from Oppia nitens, 1158 nucleotides. RefSeq names its product zinc finger protein 16-like. Gene Ontology annotation, biological process: regulation of transcription by RNA polymerase II. The record is from RefSeq and is a predicted model, not a curated record. The transcript has a single exon. Bases 1 to 1158 code for a protein of 385 amino acids. Gene Ontology annotation, molecular function: DNA-binding transcription factor activity; RNA polymerase II cis-regulatory region sequence-specific DNA binding. NCBI's taxonomy places the organism in Eukaryota, Metazoa, Arthropoda, Arachnida, Sarcoptiformes, Oppiidae.